Messenger RNA from Caenorhabditis remanei, 1092 nucleotides. RefSeq lists its product as uncharacterized. Bases 1 to 1092 code for a protein of 363 amino acids. NCBI's taxonomy places the organism in Eukaryota, Metazoa, Nematoda, Chromadorea, Rhabditida, Rhabditidae. The record is from RefSeq and is a predicted model, not a curated record. The transcript is spliced from 4 exons. Gene Ontology annotation, cellular component: cytoplasm; synapse.
AUGUCGUGGCUUCUGGCAGAUAUGAAGAAGAAAAUGAACGACGCGAAAUCCACGAUUGAACAAAGUUUGAAGCAAGUAUCUGAAAGUUCAACGACGGAAUCUCCGAAAUCAGAAGAGGAAAAAGGGGAAAAGGAAGUGGAAACCCCACAAGAGACUCCUGCUGUAGAAGAGCCAACGUCCCCACAAGAAUCCGCCACGGAAAGUGCCAAAAAAUCGAUGGCUGCUCUAUUUGGUGGACUGAAAGUUGGUGGUGGAGUGGCUUCAAGUAAGCUGUUCGAGUAUGCGAAGGAUGCUGGAAAGAAACUCGGAGAAGUCAAGAAUGCAGUUAUAGAGAAUACAAUGCUCGGAGACCUCAACAAAGAGCAGGAUGAAUUCGAGAAGCAACUCCAAGAAGAGCGCGAGAAACUGAAAAAUAUCGAUAUGCCAUGGCAAGGACUGCCUGAUGAGAAUCUCGCCAAGAAGCAGAUGCUCUCUUUGUCAACGGAUACUAGAAAUUUUCUUCGUGACUCGCCUGCAAACAGUGAGUAUUCGUAUGAUCAGCAACAAGCGAUGGCCGCUUUACUACUGAAAGAAGACCCGAAUCUGGCAAAUGUACGAUUCCAAUUGGUACCGAAACAAGUGAAAGAGAAUCAGUUCUGGCAGAACUACUUCUACCGUAUCGGUCUCAUUCGUCAGUCGAUGUUGGCUCAAGGAACGGGAAGAAUUAGUCCGACUGUGUUGGCUGCAACAGCAACAUCGACUACUGAAGAGAAGAAAGCUGAGGAACCGAAGGUUGAGCCCAUCUCGGUUGAAGUUCCAGAGGCUUCUGUGAAAGUGGAAGAACCACCAAAGAUUGAGAAGAAAGAAGAAGAAGUUGAGGGAAAUACGACAAAUGAUGAGAGCUGUGAAGAUGAAGACGACGAAGAAGUGAAAGAGACGGUGUCCGAGCAACCAUCAGCACCCGGAGAGCAAACUUUGACUAGUGUUGACGAAGAAUGGGAACGAGAAAUCCUCGCGGAUCUCAACGACUACGAAGAUGUUGUUGAAAAGACUGGAGGAAAAGAUGAAGACGCAUGGGAAGCUGAAAUUCAAGAACUCCUUAAUGCUGAAUAA